UUUCAUUAUUAACAUCUUUUGCCACAAGGCCAGACGGCUAUAAAAGAAAAUCUGAUAGUGUAACUUAAUUGAGCAACGCAUGUAAAAUCCUGAUGGAGAAGCAGAUAUCAAGUUUAGUUACUCCCUUUGCCUUGAUCCUCUUGGUAUUCAUUCUACUCAAAGUUGCAAAAGUUUUCAGAAAUGAUAAAUCAAAACUUCCUCCAGGGCCUAGGCAACUGCCUUUUAUCGGAAACAUCCACCAGCUGGUUAGUUCACUGCCGCAUCACAUCCUCAAGGACUUAGCCAACAAGUAUGGUCCCCUGAUGUCCCUAAAGCUUGGUGAAGUUUCUGUUUUUGUUGUUUCUUCUCCAGAAAUUGCCCAUGACAUGAUGAAAACACACGAUCUCAACUUCGUUCAAAGACCAUAUUCACUUUCUACAGAUAUUCUUUCUUACCACUCUUCCAACAUUGCCUCUUCUCCCUAUGGUGAUUACUGGAGACAGAUGCGAAGAAUCUGUACUCUGGAGAUUUUCAGUUCAAAAAGUGUGCACAAGUUCCGAUCCAUCAGGGAAGAGGAGGUCUUGAAUUUCAUUAAUUCAGUUUCUCAGAACAAGGGAUUACCAAUCAAUCUUAGCAAAGAGCUUUUCUCACUUACAAGUGGAAUCACAGCAAGAGCUGCUUUUGGUAAAAGAAUUAACGACAGUCAAGUAUUUGCUAUGACCUUAAAGGAAAUGUUAGAGUUGUCAGCAGGUUUUAGUGUUGCUGACAUGUACCCUUCACUAAAAGUUCUUCAUGUGAUCAGUGGACUUCGGAAGAGACUAGAGAAGGUGCAUAAAGAUAUGGAUAAAGUACUUGCACGCGUUAUGACUGAACAUAGAGACAGAAACAGAGAAGCGGAUCCUCAAGACUUAGUUGACGUUCUUCUAAAAACUCAAAAGGAUGAAUUCAUUACCCCUCCUCUGACUGACAACAACAUCAAAGCGGUCAUCUUAGAUGUUAUUUCUGGUGGUAGUGAAACUUCAUCCAUAACUAUAGAUUGGGCAAUGUCCGAGAUGCUGAAGAAUCCAAAAGUGAUGGAAAGAGCACAGGCAGAGAUACGAAAGGUGUGUGAGGGAAAAGAAAAUAUCGACGAAACAAUGCUUCAUGAACUAAGCUACUUAAAACAGGUGAUCAAGGAAACACUAAGACUACACCCUGCUGCACCCCUGUUAGUUGCAAGAGAAUGCAGAGAACAGUGUCAACUUCAUGGCUACGACGUACCUGUCAAGACCAAGAUUGUUGUCAACGCAUGGGCGAUUGGAAGAGAUCCAAGAUUUUGGGCUGAUCCUGACACCUUUGAUCCACAAAGAUUUGAAGAUAGCUCAGUUGAAUUUAAGGGAACAAACUUUGAGUACAUACCAUUUGGCGCGGGUAGAAGAAUUUGUCCAGGAAUGUUGUUUGCAUUACCUAUGAUUGAGUUGCCACUCGCGCAAAUGUUGUAUCGUUUUGAUUGGAAACUCCCUGAGGGACUAAAGAAUGAAGAGCUAGACAUGAGUGAGGCCUAUGGCAUCACAGCUGGCAGAAAACAUGAUCUGUAUGUUAUUCCUGUCGCGUAUACUCCUCAGAAGGCGUAAGCACUAAAAUUCCAUAUUUACUAGCAGUGUAAGAUGUCUGGAGUAUAAUGUUAAUUCCUCAGGAGCACUUGACAGAAUAAGUUCAUGUACUUUAGUACACUAAAGAACAUCCUAGAGGAAAAACAGCAGCAGUGAACAUUUUAAUACAUGGUAUCGACAUCUUCUUCAUUGUAUUGUAUGAUGAAUGGUUUAUAUAGAUGAGGCCCAAUUCUACUAGAAA
Daucus carota subsp. sativus is the source of this 1812-nucleotide messenger RNA. Its product is annotated as desmethyl-deoxy-podophyllotoxin synthase. The transcript has 2 exons. NCBI's taxonomy places the organism in Eukaryota, Viridiplantae, Streptophyta, Magnoliopsida, Apiales, Apiaceae. Bases 93 to 1592 code for a protein of 499 amino acids. The record is from RefSeq and is a predicted model, not a curated record. Gene Ontology annotation, molecular function: monooxygenase activity; iron ion binding; oxidoreductase activity, acting on paired donors, with incorporation or reduction of molecular oxygen.